Ipomoea triloba (trilobed morning glory) is the source of this 1452-nucleotide messenger RNA. RefSeq names its product oligouridylate-binding protein 1B-like. Lineage: Eukaryota; Viridiplantae; Streptophyta; Magnoliopsida; Solanales; Convolvulaceae. The coding region runs from base 157 to 1428 and encodes 423 amino acids. The transcript is spliced from 12 exons. Gene Ontology annotation, molecular function: mRNA binding. The record is from RefSeq and is a predicted model, not a curated record.
CUCUCACCGUGUGCUUCUUUUUUAUUUUUCAUUUUUUAUUUUUUAUUUUUUGUUUCCAUCUCCUUCUAGACCGUCGGUACUUACCUAUAUAGGAAAGUCUAUCACCGGACGAAUUCACCUCCGAUCAUUUGAUUCAUCCAAUCGGCGCCGGAGAAAAUGCAGCACCAGAGGCUGAAGCAACAGCAACAGCAAGCCUUGAUGCAACAAGCUCUUCUUCAACAACAGUCUCUUUAUCACCCUGGCUUAUUGGCUGCUCCUCCGAUUGAACCAAUACCAAGUGGAAAUAUGCCUCCCGGGUUUGAUCCAAGCACGUGCCGCAGUGUGUAUGUUGGCAAUAUUCACCAGCAGGUGACUGAACCACUUCUGCAGGAAGUUUUCUCGAGUACUGGUCCUGUUGAAGGCUGCAAACUUAUACGAAAGGAAGAUUCAUCCUAUGGUUUUGUUCAUUACUAUGACCGUGCAUCUGCUACCCUUGCUAUAUUGUCACUUAAUGGAAGGCAUCUCUUUGGACAGCCUAUAAAAGUUAAUUGGGCAUAUGCCAGUAGCCAGAGGGAGGAUACCUCAAGUCAUUACAAUAUAUUUGUGGGUGACCUUAGCCCUGAAGUUACUGAUGCUAUGUUAUUUACCUGCUUCUCAACUUACCCUAGCUGUUCUGAUGCAAGGGUCAUGUGGGAUCAGAACACUGGGCGUUCUAGAGGUUAUGGAUUUGUUUCUUUCAGAAAUGAGCAGGAUGCUCAAUGCGCCAUUAAUGAUCUAACAGGAAAAUGGCUUGGCAGUAGACAAAUUCGUUGUAACUGGGCUACAAAAGGUGCUAAUAACAAUGAUACCAAACAAAGUUCUGAUGCAAAAAGUGUUGUGGAGCUGACAAAUGUCUCAUCAGAAGAUGGUAAAGAGGCAACAAACAAUGAAGCUCCUGAAAAUAACCCGCAAUUCACCACUGUGUAUGUGGGCAAUCUUGCUCCUGAGGUAACACAGCUUGACCUUCAUCGUCAUUUACAUGCCCUUGGUGCUGGGGUAAUUGAGGAAGUUCGUGUCCAGCGUGAUAAAAAUUUUGGUUUUGUAAGAUAUAACACACAUGCCGAGGCUGCUCUCGCUAUUCAGAUGGGAAAUGCUCAGUCAAUUCUUCGUGGAAGACAGAUUAAGUGCUCAUGGGGUAACAAGCCAACACCACCUGGAACUGCUUCAAACCCUCUUCCUCCACCAGCUCCGGCACCCAUGCAGGGUCUGUCAGCCAUUGAUCUUUUGGCUUAUGAGCGCCAGGUAGCAUUGGCCAAGAUGGGAGGCAUUCAUGCCUUUGUGCAACCUCAGGGUCAACUUCCACCAAAGCAAGCAUCCAUGGGUAUGGGCGUGGCUGGAGCAAGCCAGGCCAUAUAUGAUGCUGGUUUUCAGAACAUGGCUGCUGCACAACAGCUUAUGUACUAUCAGUGAUAUUACGGUUUACAAGGAAUUGGC